Messenger RNA from Ceratina calcarata, 851 nucleotides. RefSeq lists its product as uncharacterized. The annotation marks the transcript as partial. Lineage: Eukaryota; Metazoa; Arthropoda; Insecta; Hymenoptera; Apidae. The transcript has 7 exons. The record is from RefSeq and is a predicted model, not a curated record.
AUGGAAAGAUCGGGUCAGGACUCAGCCAGUGAUACCUCCGUCGACGAACGGAGAAAAACAGUACGCGAGGAGCGGAAAGUUCGUAGGAAAAAGAGAAAACGUAAAAGGGAUUUGAUAGAUAUACGUCAGAGGCUAUCAAAACCGAAAAAGGAGAAGCAAACGAAGAUCGAUAGGAAGUCGAAGAAGCCGCAAAGUAUGAAGAACUUGGCCACCAGGAUUCUUCCGAAACCUUUAACUGGGAUAUACAGAAAUGGCGCGUUAGGAAAAGCGAUACGAAAGUCUCAAACGAGUCCAGCCAUGGGUGACACGGGUAACGCACGUUUAGAAGGGGACAUGUGCAAACUCCUGAAUGGCUAUGACUCGAAAUCAGAAAGUAUCGUAGUGGGGAAUACUAACGAAAAGGAGCCUAAUCCUAAAAAUAUCCUCAUUCCAUAUUCCAGUGAUGAGUCUACAAGUCCUUUUCUAGGUAGAAUGGAUGGAGGAAACAAAUGCAAGAUGCCCGAAGAGCCGAGAGCUACCGACCUAUCGAAAUCUUCAAAUCACAGGAUUGAUUCCAGAGAGUAUUACGAUACAGCGAUGAAGAGAUACCAGGAACUAUGUCAAUCGAUCAGCAGAGAGAAUUUCGAGGAGAACAAUUUCAAGUUCCCAGGCGAAGAUCCGCUGACGAAAGUAAAGAAGAGGUUGAGAAACGCCUACGCGCGGUCGUUCCGCUAUCAAAUUAUGCGGGAUGUGUUCAAAGACGACGAUGCGCCUGUAUGCAGCACCAGCAGCAGCAGCAGUACGUUUUAUUCACCGGCAGCUAAGCUGAACAAUCCUUUCUUAUUCACGGCCGAAGACGUUCAAAAUCAGAA